Molecule: messenger RNA, 3948 nt
Organism: Labrus bergylta (ballan wrasse)
Lineage: Eukaryota; Metazoa; Chordata; Actinopteri; Labriformes; Labridae
Gene: rspo1
Product: R-spondin 1
Source: RefSeq, a predicted model, not a curated record
CUACUUGACUGAGUUGGAUGCACUUCGACGCACAAAGUGGAUUUAAAAAAAGCGCAACUCGCAGAUGCUGCAGGGCGAACGCGAGUUUCAGACUGAAGACGAAGAAAUGCAAAGUCUCAGUGAUUCAUGUCAUCGGAAGAUGAACUUUUGAUGCAUGUGAUUUGUUUUGUGUUUUUUUACUGGAGGAAUUAAUUUGUAAUCCACCGCACACUUUCUCUGUUUGUACAUCCUCUGCACAGCCUGCACGGAAGUUGUCUCCAUAGCUUGACAGAUGUUAAAUAAAUAAUGAUUGGAUGUGUUUUUAAAGGACUGCAGAGAAAGGUUGCAGGGGGUAUCAUGUAGGAGGAGUUCUUUGUGACCAAACAAGUAGAGGAUUUUGCCCUUAUAAAAAAGGACAUUUCCCGAUGAAGAUCAUUGUUCGGGGGAACAGCUGCAGAGGUCCUGGUACAUGUGUUUUCACACAUAGUCAGGAACUUGGAUCCACCCUUUUUCAGUCUGCCAGCCCUCAAUUUAUUACCUCCUUAAAGCAUCUUUAAUAGGACACAUGCUUUGAGCUUCGGCACUCUCUGACAGCGAUCAAUCAGCGCGUUCCCUGAUUCCCCUGCCAGCCCACCCCGAGCUUCAUGGGUUGAACCACCAGAAGUUCGUCAAUCCUCCUCUGCAUUCUCUCCUCCUCUUCAUCCUCCGCUCAACCCCUCCAACCCAACCUCCUCUUUCAGUGAUGGCUACUCGUGCCUUGGGCUUGUUUGGAAUUGUAACUGCAACAUCACCCUCCAGUACACAGACUUGCGUCCGCUGCAGCCUGGAGUGAGAGAUCCCGAGAGACAGAGGAGGAGGGGUGAGAGAAAGGGAGACACAGACAGAGGAAGAGAGCAGUGCCACAAAGCAGAGAGAGAGAGAGGAAGGAUCAUAAUCACAGUCACAGUUGCAAAGGGAUCCACCUGUCCCACAGAGGAAGGGGCCCCCCCAACCUGAUCCAUCUGGUCGCAGGGGGGGACCCUGCGUGGCCGGGAAGGCAGCAGGGACUAUGCAGCUGGGACUGGUGGCGCUGGCAAUGGUCUUCCUCAGCUCCAUGGGUCAAGGCGAUUCUCUCAAUCUCUCCAAGGCGAGAAGGCAGAGACGGGUUAGCACUGAGGGGCCUCCAUCUUGCCCAAAAGGCUGUGAACGAUGCUCGGAGUACAAUGGCUGCAUUAAGUGUAAGCCCAAGCUCUUCAUCUUCCUCGAGCGCAACGACAUCCGUCAGAUCGGCGUGUGCCUCGCCUCCUGCCCCAUGGGAUACUUUGGCAUGAGGAACCCAGAAGGCAACAACAGAUGCACGCAAUGUAAAAUAGAGAAUUGUGAAGCCUGUUUCAAUCGCAAUUUUUGCACAAAAUGUAAGGACGGCUUGUAUUCACACAGUGGGCGAUGUUAUGUCAGCUGCCCUCCAGACCAGCGCACCGCCAAUGAUACCAUGGAGUGUGUCGGUCAGCGUCCUGCAGAGUGUGAACUAGGCGAGUGGGGCCAGUGGGGAUCUUGUACGAAGAAGAACAAAACAUGUGGAUUUAAAAAAGGCUCCCAGUCUCGGGUUCGCUUGCCCGUCCUGCCUGUCCACAGCCCGGACACCUCGCCGGCUUUUGUGCCCUCGCAGACCUGCGCACCUCAGACAGAAAGGAGGAAGUGCAUCGUGCCCAAGACGCCCUGUGUGAGAGAGCGGAAGAAUAAGGGAGACCGGCAAGAUGACCCAAACAGAAGAGAGCGGGAGAAUUUGCGCGGGCGAGGAGGAGGAGGAGGAGGAGGAGGAGGAGGAGGGGGAGGAGGAGGGGCAGGAGGAGGAGCAGGAGGAGCAGGAGGAACAGGAGGAGGAGGAGGAGGAGGAGGAGGAGGAGGAGGAGGAGGAGGGAAGAGGAGAAGAGGCCAGAGCCGAACCACCGCCACUCCCCCCAGCAACACAACAAGCUUCUUCUCCUAAACUCCACGGCCUGCUGGAUGGAGCCGAGAGGACAGAAACGAUGAUACAGGUCAUAGUGGUGAAGGAAAAGGAUAAAUGCUGCUAUGCAUUGCAGAAGAUGCAAAGAGAACUGGAGGAGGAUUGCUGCAAAGGAAAGGCUUCUCUGAGCUUUUUGAAAAGCUGAACAUAUCGUGGAGAUACUGGUGUUACAGUCAGUAAGACUUGAGGGAUCAUUGGACCGUAAAACCUCUGUUGAAGACUGUGUUUGGACAUGGUUUACGGCACUAAAAGACUUGUAUCACAUCUCUUAAGUGAAAACAAAUACAAGAGUUCCUAAUGCAGCACAAAGACAGAAAGGCCGAUUACGAAUGAAGACGGCAGACCUUAUUUUAAUCCCAAUUUGUCUUCAUUUGUUUUGUGAGAUGGAUUUUUUUUCAACAGCCGCUUUACGUGACAUAAAGACAAUGACAAGCAAAGGCUGUUGUACCUUUAUUUCCUAUUGUGAGUUAUAAAAAUUUAAAAAAAGAAAGGCACUGGAAACCAUUUGUGGUUGUUGAGGACAGAAGGUCUUCUGUGUAUUAUUUUGAGAAGGGAGUCUUAUGACAAAACAAGCCGAAGAGGAGACGCAGAGGAGGAUUACUGGGAGCUCCUUCUCUGGUGUCUUUACACAAACUCUUGCCAUUUGAUAGCUUAUUGUUUGUUUCAAAUUCGAUGUUAGUGUUUGUAACUCUGCACAGAAAAGGAAGAGUAAAAAACAUGAUUAUUUGCAUGUGUACGAGGCUGCAUGUGCGUGCCUCUGUGCAUGCAAACGUGUGUGUGUGUGUGUGUGUGCGCGUGUGUGUGUGUGUGUGUGUUUGUCCCUACCUAAGUGUUUGUACUUUGUAUGCAUUUCUGCACGGAAUCCUGUUGUGUGUCGACAGAACUUAGAUGUUUGUACAUGUGUGUUUACGUUUGCACAUGUGUGUUAAAAUUGCUCUCAUAGAAUGAAGGAAUAGGAUCUGAAACCAGAGGAAGGAAAUGUAAAUCCACAGUGAUAUAUCAAAUAUGCAGUAACUACAAGCCACUGAUUAUUAUACAAGCCAUACAGUCAUCUGCUGCUCAGUAAGCGUGUCUGUUCGCAACAGGGUCUGAAGAUUUUGCACAACUUUAAUGUUUCCUACUGCUCGAGUUUCAGAACAGUCACAGCAUCUUACAUGUUUAUUCUAUCAAAGCUGGCUUUCAUGACAUUGAUGCAGAGAAAUGUGCUUGUUUUUUUUCAAGAACUUUUCUUUUGUGGGUCUGUUUGCUUCACACAAGGUAUUCGCUUCAGAAGGAGUCACAUGUUACAUUAAUCAUGCAUACUAUGGAUUGUGAUACUGAAUAUGUCCAGCUGUGCUUAUCCUCAUCAAAAGAAAGAAAUAUUAGUAUCAUCAUGUAUAGCUUAUCCUGUGAAGGCCGAAAUAAAGUUCAGAUGAAGCUGAUGAAACUUCGGUCAUACACUGACUUUUAUACUUGUUUCUUUAUUUCAGAUGGAAUGACUUCUGUGUGCAAUAGAUCCAUUAUUUUUAUUUUUAUAAUCUGCUUCAGCCGUUUUUAUAGUCCAUACCAUAAACAGAAUAUACAAAUGGACAGUGUGCCUCAGCCUCCUCCCAUUGAACAGGAUGAAGUCAGAAUAUCCCCAUGACCAGCACUGACAUAUUGCAAAAUUUGGAACCAGAGUCUGCGCAAUAGGGAUUGUCUUGAUGAGCCCUGGUUUUGAGGCCAUGUCGCAAAAAAGCAGACUUGCAGAUAUUAAACAUAAGGAUAAAAUGGCAAAAAUCCUGGAGAUGGGUACACUCCUCAGCGGAACAGAUUCUUGUGUCGGUUUGAAGCUUAAUGACUUUUGUGUUGGUGUUGGUUAUGUUUUUUCUCCCUGUUUUUGCUGUCUUCUGCUAAUCAGAUGCACAAAGGAGCAAAAUUUGUCAACAGAGCUGUCAAUCACAGAAUGAUACCACUUUAUGGCAUGAAAUCACUAAUUAAAAAUAAACUUCAUCUGAAAAAGA